This is a messenger RNA of Pararge aegeria (speckled wood butterfly), 1378 nucleotides long. RefSeq names its product RNA-binding protein MEX3B. Gene Ontology annotation, molecular function: RNA binding. The transcript is spliced from 2 exons. The coding region runs from base 133 to 1257 and encodes 374 amino acids. NCBI's taxonomy places the organism in Eukaryota, Metazoa, Arthropoda, Insecta, Lepidoptera, Nymphalidae. The record is from RefSeq and is a predicted model, not a curated record.
GCGACCCAGCCACACGUGCGUAGCGUCAACCGACCCACGCGGCGAAACGAUCGAACGCGGCUCCACCGAUAUAACAACAGUGACUCGAGAGGAACCCUCUCGUAAACCGACAAGAUUGCGUCGCAAGUGGAAAUGCCGUCAAGUCUGUUCGGAGAGCUGGGCGGCGGUGGGCUGGUGGAGGACCAGCGCGCCUUCCAGCUCGCGCUCGAGCUUAGCAUGCUGAACUUCGGAGAUGCGCUGCCGUCUUCGAACCCGCUGGCGAGCCCUCUUGGGUUCGCGCCGCCGCCCGACGACCGCGCCAAGAAAUCCCAGAACAUGACGGAGUGCGUGCCCGUGCCCUCCUCCGAGCACGUCGCGGAGAUCGUCGGCAGACAAGGAUGCAAGAUCAAAGCGCUGCGCGCGAAGACCAACACAUACAUAAAGACCCCGGUGCGUGGAGAGGAGCCCGUGUUCGUGGUUACGGGCCGCAAGGAGGAUGUCGCACGCGCCAAGCGCGAGAUCCUCUCCGCCGCCGAGCACUUCUCGCAGAUCCGCGCAUCGCGCAAGUGCGGCGCCGCACCGCCGCCGCCCGCCGGAGCGCCCGGCCACGUGACCGCGCAAGUGCGCGUUCCGUACCGCGUGGUGGGACUGGUUGUGGGCCCCAAGGGCGCCACCAUCAAGCGCAUCCAGCACACCACGCACACGUACAUCGUGACACCGUCGCGCGAGCGCGAGCCCGUGUUCGAGGUGACGGGGCUGCCCGAGAGCGUGGAGGCGGCGCGCAAAGAGAUCGAGGCACACAUCGCGCUGCGCACUGGGGCGGCGGGCGGCGCGGCCGGCGCGGGCGCGCUGGCGGGCGCGGAGGGCGAGCCGCUGGCGCAGCUGUACCGCGCGGGACUGGCUUCGCUGCUGCGGCCCGAGCAGGAGGCCGCCUUCUCGUCGGCCGGCUCGUGCUCGUCGGGCGGCUCGUCGGCCCGCCUGGGCGACCUGCUGGGGAUCUGGUCGUCCACGGAGCGCGACGAGGGGCUGGGAGAGUCGCCGUCGUUCGAGUCGCCGGGUGCGGGCGGCGUGUGGGCGUGGGGCCCGCCGCGCCCGUCGCCCGCCGCGUCGCCGGCGCGCACGUGCGCCGUGUGCGGCGAGCGUGGAGUGGCGGCGGCGCUGGUGCCGUGCGGCCACAACCUGUUCUGCCUGGAGUGCGCGCAGCGGCUGGCGGCGGCGGCACAGCCGUGCCCCGCCUGCGCGGCGCCCGCGCACCAGGCCAUCCGCAUCCUGUCGUAAGCGCGCGCUCUGCGCCGCUCCCGCCCACCGGGACUGACCUUUUUUACUUAAUCGUUACGAAAAUAUUAAAAAAAAAGUCGCGUAAUCGAAAUCCUGGUGCCAAAAGUCGGCGCCUCGCCGG